CAAAAUAUUUUCCAAACAUCAGUUAUUAACAUAAUGUCUUCAAAUAUUUAAAGUGCUGCCGUAACAAAUGAGAUCUCUUAAAUGAUUGCUGAAUAUAACCCAGAAGAAGAGAUGCUAGAAUUAGCUUCUUCAUAAAAAUACUUCUCUGAUUUGUUUGACGAGAUUGUAGGAAUAAAUAUUUAAACCCUAGAGGAAAAGCAAAAUGCAGAUGAAUAGUUGAGCAAAAUUAAGCUUAGAAUUAGAAAAACUGGGAAAUCUGUAAGAAAAGGGAAUAAAAUUAGUGCGUUUUAGGUGAAUAGAAGUACCAUGGUCGAGGGAAAUUCAUUUAAAAAAGGCGAUUUUAAUAAUGAUUACUUUGAAAUGCCAAUGUACUAAGAAAAUUAAGGGGAAUGGCAAUAAGAAGAAUAGGAAGCUUAAGUGGAGCAGCUUGCUAUUCCCCAGUAAUUAAUCAGCUUCCCAUGCCAAGAUUAAGAUUUGCUGCUCCAAGAUCAACAAGAUAUUAUUAGAAUUAACAAGGUUGAUUUGAAGGUCACCAGAAACAUUAGCAACUUGAACAAGAACUCCAAGGAUUUGAGUUCGUCGUCAUCAAGUCUAAUUUCGAAUUGAGGAAGCCCCUUAUUUCUGAAGAAUUCAGAAAAAAGGGGUUGAAAUAAAGUGCGAUCACAAAAUAAGUGACAAUUCUUUUCAUCAACCACUAUAAAUAAAAUUUUUUUUUAAACAUUUCC
This is a messenger RNA of Paramecium tetraurelia, 725 nucleotides long. RefSeq lists its product as uncharacterized. The record is from RefSeq and is a predicted model, not a curated record. NCBI's taxonomy places the organism in Eukaryota, Ciliophora, Oligohymenophorea, Peniculida, Parameciidae. The transcript is spliced from 3 exons.